Dibothriocephalus latus is the source of this 2301-nucleotide messenger RNA. The record is from the annotation of a GenBank genome assembly. Lineage: Eukaryota; Metazoa; Platyhelminthes; Cestoda; Diphyllobothriidea; Diphyllobothriidae.
AUGACAUAUAGAUGCAUCAACAGUGAACUAGGCUCCAUCCCUCAGGGAAUUCACCCGGAUACAAGGAAACUUGACCUCUCAAACAACAGGAUUGAAAUUCUACACGAAGAUAGUUUUCUCGGCUUCCGUCAGUUACAAACCUUGAAUCUGGAUGACAAUCGGAUCUACAAAAUUACUGAUCGGGCUUUUGAAGCGCUAGCUUUGACGCUGGAAUACUUGUCGCUUAGAAGGAAUAGACUUUCAUUCCGUGUGUCAUCAAAUUUUCCUGUCUCUGCUUUGUCCAAGCUAAAGAAACUUCGAGGUCUGGAUCUGUCAGGAAACCCAUUGGGCAGAAUAGCCACUGAAUGGUUAAGUCCACUUGGAGAGACACUACGGAUACUCCAUAUCUCUGAUUUGAAUGGUCCAGUGGAAAUUCAGAGCAAUGCUUUUGCCGGUCUUGGCUUGCUUGAAGAUUUUGAUCUUUCGAACAACGAAUUUUCGGCAUUUCCGGAAAACGCCUUUGAAGGAAUUCGUCCAGAAAAGCUUACUGCUAUCAACCUUACUCACAUCUCUUGGGUCUGUGAUUGUCGACUGCUAUGGCUGCGACAUUGGCUAGCACAAGUUCACCGACAACCUUAUGUAAAAGAAAAGAAAAUCACAAGUCCUUGCAAGUACCCAAAGGAAUUUAGCAAACUGACACUGUUAGACCUUCCAGUGACAACCUUUCAAUGUGUUCCGAAGCUACAGGCUAUAAAUGCGACGGCAGCCAACAUUUAUGAGCAGAGCAAAACAUUUUUGCAUGUCUCCUCAGCUGCCGGGGAGACCAUUCAACUACGCUGCACCUUUCUUAGUCAGCCCAAAAUGCUGGUUAGUUGGUACAAGAAUGGUGUACUACUGAGACCUGAACUGAAACGUAUCCGUCAAGAAACAUCGAAGGGUACACGGUUCACAACCACUCUUACGAUUUUCGACCUACAAUAUGACGAGGACUCUGGCAAUUACACCUGUACAACCGCUAAUAGUCGUGGUUCCGCAAGGGCAGCCUUUCAGCUCUGGGUCAGCAGUCGUCAUAGGGAAGCCAAAUUUCUUCUAGACGAGGCUGAGCGUCCCGACGAUGACCUAAAAAUCGGCAAAGUAACGGUUAGUAACGUUGAAAGUCAAGAGCAUAAUGGACAACAAUCCUGGAUUUUGCCACUUGCAACCAUUUUCAUCGGGCUGUGCGUUUUUUGUGGAGCAGCGCUCCUAAUGGUUGCUCUUUACUACAAACACAAGUCCCGAUGCAUCAGUAUGGCCAUGCACGCUCCUCUUCGCGAGGCCAAUACGCGCCUAGAAAGUGUUGAACGUCCGUUAACUCCACAGGAACCUGAAAAAUCCUCCAUCAGGAAGUCAGCUGUUUCACAAAAGGAGAAUUUGACGAUUACCUCUUUCAGUUUCGUGAAUGGGUGUGCACUGGCCUCAGAAUCUCAGUCAGUUACAGUGAUGUCUGCACCACCCAGACAAACAUGUGCUUACAUGCCUGAGCUCAGCAGGAAAAUAUCUCCACAUUCGACUGUAUUGUCUAGUUCUCUGUUGACUUCUAAAGUUGGCCCGCGGCCACAGAGUUCCCCGCGUCCUCCUAACAGACAGGCAAAUUACAGUUCAGCCCAUUACGUAAAGGAUACUUCCCAAGUUGCUAAUAUGCCUUCUUCGGAACUGACGGGCUCCGAGAAGCCCUUUCUCUCCCUCCCAGUCACCUCCCACAUACCCUCCCUGGAGCGCAGUGCUGAGCAGGAAAAGCCGGAAGAGGAUGAUCGCCCAGUUGUACGAACAUUUGCUCCAUUUGUGUCUUACGAUAAUGCUAAAAACGAGGACUCUGAUUCCCCGAGUGAGCGCCAAUACUACAAGGACUCAUAUACUGGCGCCAACGCUGACGCUGGCAGCGGAAGCAGUGUCAGCACCGAUGAGGCCUGCCCGGUGCAUGGAAGCAGGAAACACAGCAUGGAGCAAGGUGGCGUGGUGAAGGAGCACUUUCAGUCAAACUGGUGCCCUGUUCAUUCUUCAGUAGAUGGGCUCAAAGAAUCCCUUAAGAGGACCUGGAGCACAGCGUCCAAACAGGAUUCACUGGCCGUGAGUAGCCCGUAUGGUGGGAGGCAGUAUUGGCCGAAUGGGCUUUCCAGCAGCACAGAAGAGAUUGCAAGACAGAAGUUGAGAAUGGACAGUGACUUUGAGGCUGCCCUUCCAAUGUACCGAUGGAGCACACUUCAGUACUCUGCCAGGCGACGACAGCUACUCAGUGGUAAUAAACCAGACGGACAAAAAGUCUAUUUUAAGGCUAGCUCGUGA